Molecule: messenger RNA, 1836 nt
Organism: Tremella mesenterica DSM 1558
Lineage: Eukaryota; Fungi; Basidiomycota; Tremellomycetes; Tremellales; Tremellaceae
Exons: 7
Coding region: 1-1836 (611 amino acids)
Source: RefSeq, a predicted model, not a curated record
AUGUCAAGCUCUCCCGAGAGGAAAAGUGGUAAGGCGUCAAGUAGUCCGAGUCGGACCAGAGGUCCUGUCAGAUCUUUGAAAGCUUGUGAUCAGGUUACCCAUCGUCGUGGACCAAAGCGGAAAGUAUCUCGUCUCGUUUUGGAAAAUAAUAGUAUCAGUCCACAUUCUCGAUCUAUACCUGUUGAAACAUCCGAUCCACAAACUUGUACCGAAUCUGAUGUUGAAACAUCAUGGACUUCACUUCAAAGUCCAGCUGGUCCUUCUUCGUCUAUAAGCUCACAACCAUCAACAUUAAUUCCUGCACAUGCCGGUCCCAGUCAGGUUCCGACAUCUGUGGAUUGGACCACGGAUUCUUUGAUGGGAUUUCCUCUUUCAUGGCCAGAGUGGACAUUUGGGGAAUUCACUCCGAGAGGUUCACCAACUCCACAUGAUCCAUCUACAGGACAAACAGAUGGGGAUCUCACCAAAGAUAUCACAGCUUUUUUGGAAUCUCAUCCGAGGAUGCCAGCUCCACAAUCGGAUACAGUUGGCGUAGAGUCCGUAGUCGAUAGCGCUUGUGAACAUUUAUCUGAUCAUCAUCUCAUCAAGGAUCUUCAAAUGCCUGAAGUGGAUGAACUGGUUCGACAAAAACUUCAAGUUUUCUUCGCGUACCUAUGGUGGUACGCUCCAAACGUGGAGGAACAAGCUACAUUCGCAGCGUUUGAUAGACAAGAUCACGAUAGAUCAAUCAAAUUUCGAGCUUUGGUACUUGCCAUGGGAGCGAUGGCAACUUCUUUCGGAUUACGACUAGCUGCCAACAAAGAUAAAGUUCAAGGUAUAGCUCAAACAUAUUUGAAGAGUGCUCAGAUGGCCAAUGCUUUGGCUGAUCCUUAUGGAGACACAGCUGUAGCAGACGUUGCCACGGCUCAUAUACUUUAUAUGACAUGUGUUUAUCUGGGAACUGAACAACAAGCUUGGCUUCAUUUACAACAAGCUCUCACUCGUGGACAAUUACUAGGUUUAGAUGCAUGGGAUGAUCCUCCAUUGGAACGACCACAAUAUUGGUCAACAAGAUUAAAGUUGUAUUACACACUUUGUAAUGCUGAACGAUUUCAUGCAUUUCUUCAACCUCGUAUAGGAAACCAAUCUCAAGUUUUACGUUACGCAGGUAGACCAUGGGAGCAUACACAAGCUUUCAGAGCAAGAUUGGACCCUUCAACAUUAUCCCGUUUCCCAAAAUUCCACAUUGAAAUGCUCAAUCUCAUGGAUGAGAAGGUGGUUUAUUGUUGGCAAAAACGUUGUGGGGCGGCAUUACGAGGAUGCAACAUGUGGACUAUCGAGCAGAUUAUUCAUCUUCAAAGACAACUCGGACAUCUUUUCGACGAAGCCAUCUCUGGUAGAUUGACAAUGUUCGAUUCUCGACCUGGUGGUGCGGUGGGAGAAACCUCGAAUGUAGUCAUCAAUCUUGCUUGGCUUAGAGAGUGGGUAAUCUGGAUUGACAGCAUCGUUUGGACUAUUUGCAAGACUCACGGGAUGGUUUCUCUCCAUAAUGUACAUCCUGAACUACGCGUCUCCUUCGUUCACGACAAUCUUAAAGCGAUUUGGGAUUUCCGUGAAUCCGGUCUCAACGCAGAGACUGACCCGGCGUUAGACUUCUCUUUCCGUUUACAUUCAAUCACCAUGACGGCGGUAGAAGUAGUGGAACAAUACGGUCGUCAUCCGGGCUCAUCUCAUGGUAAGACGAUCCGAGAUGAAUUAGUCCCAUAUGUUACGAAAUGUUUGAGCCUCUUCCUACAUCUUAAUGGUUCUGGGUCUUAUACGACUCAGCUUGUUAAAGCCUUAGCUAGAUUAUGUUAA